Messenger RNA from Magnolia sinica, 988 nucleotides. RefSeq names its product psbP-like protein 1, chloroplastic. The coding region runs from base 74 to 799 and encodes 241 amino acids. Gene Ontology annotation, molecular function: calcium ion binding. Gene Ontology annotation, biological process: photosynthesis. Gene Ontology annotation, cellular component: photosystem II oxygen evolving complex; photosystem II; extrinsic component of membrane. The record is from RefSeq and is a predicted model, not a curated record. The transcript is spliced from 8 exons. NCBI's taxonomy places the organism in Eukaryota, Viridiplantae, Streptophyta, Magnoliopsida, Magnoliales, Magnoliaceae.
AUAAGGUGUCGUCCUCACCACACAGACACAUCUAUCUAUUCUCCUCCUUUCUCCUAAUAAUUAAUAAUAAAAAAUGGCGUCUUUGAGAAAUCCAACAUCGGCAAUCCACCGGACAUUUUUCUUGAAUCCUUUUUCUCAGGUGGGAAUCCAGACUCCAGUUUUCUUCCCUUGUUUUAGAAGAAGCAUUCGUUUCCUCGUUAAAGCCGCAGCGUCUGCAUCUCCUCAUCCAGAUAGAUGUGGGAGGCGCCAAGCACUUGCGGUGGGGACGUUUGCAACUUGCAUUUCUUUGCUUAAUGUGACUUCCACAUCAUUUGCUGCAGAAGCUAAGAAGGGAUUUCAAGCAGUCUUGGACAAGAAGGAUGGAUAUUCAUUCCUUUACCCAUUUGGGUGGCAGGAAGUUGUUAUUGAAGGACAAGAUAAGGUAUUCAAAGAUGUGAUUGAGCCAUUAGAAAAUGUGAGUGUCAACCUGGUCGAAACCAGUAAACAGAGCAUUCGAGAACUUGGCUCCCCGCAAGAGGUCGCUGAGGUUUUAAUCAAGAAGGUUUUGGCUCCACCUACACAGAAAACAAAGCUAGUUGAGGCAGCAGAGCAUGAGGCUGACGGAAAAACAUAUUACACAUUUGAGUUUAUAGCUCAGGCUCCAAACUACACACGUCAUGCUCUUGGUGCCAUUACCAUUGGAAACGGUAAGUUUUACACGCUGACGACUGGAGCUAAUGAAAGGAGGUGGGAGAAGAUGAAAGACAGGUUGCACACUAUUGUUGAUUCCUUUGAAAUUUUCGAAGUUUUCAAUGCCUGAGGUUUUUAUCAUGUGGGGCAGACAGGCAAUGCAGCCUUCAGAUCAUCAUAAUGCCUUUGUGCUGAAUUAUUUUUUUGACCUGUUUGGUGGGACCAAGCUGCAUCAUUCCAUUGCUUCAAGUGUUUUGUCUAAGUGUGGCAAUCUGUAGAUAAGCAUUUUUGAGUUCCUAAUAAAAAAUUCUGAUUUAUU